This is a messenger RNA of Pseudo-nitzschia multistriata, 2097 nucleotides long. The record is from the annotation of a GenBank genome assembly. NCBI's taxonomy places the organism in Eukaryota, Bacillariophyta, Bacillariophyceae, Bacillariales, Bacillariaceae.
CGGCUCGCCGACAGAUUUGGAUCGGGAGGAGGGGGAAGAUGAGAGCGAACAGCUCUUUCUUGCCGCAUGAGCAGUGCAGCUUUCUCGAAAUCUGUUGCAUUCUAGUGGGUACAUUGCAUUGUACCAGAAAAAAAAUCUAAGGCUAUUUGGCAGUAGUGUUGCUUUAGUUUUAUGCGUGCUUGUGGUUGUUUACUUUUGCUUCGGUUGCCGCAGAUCUACAGCUCCGCCGAGAUGCUUUCCUUCACCCCGUGGACACGGCCCCCGGCGUCUUCGUAGGCGUUGUAUCCCAGGUCGGGGUUCGCCGCCCCGUCGUUCAUCUCGUUCGCCAGCUCCCGCAGGAGCUCGGCCUCCAUCUCGGCCUCCUCGUUGCCGAGGCCCUCCUCGCUGAGGAAGCGCUCGGCGUCGAGGGCGGCCGCGGCUCCGCUGCCGGCCGAGGUAAUGGCCUGGCGGUAGACGGCGUCCGUGACGUCCCCGGCCGCGUAGAUGCCGGGAACGGAGGUUUUCGUGCUCUGUCCGGUGGUCUUGAUGUAUCCGGCGUGCUCGGGGUCGAAUUCCACGACGCCCUCGAGGAAUCCGGUGUUUGGGGAGUGGCCGAUCGCGACAAAGACAGCGUCACAGCUCAGCGUUCUCGUUUCUCCCGUUUCGACGUCCUUCAGAACGGCACCGGACACGAUUUUGUCGCCGUCGUCGGCCGUCGACGGAUCGUCCAGGUCCAGUUCCUCGCUGUCGUCCUGGCUGCUGCCACCGGGGGUGGACACCGAUUUGCCCACGAUCUUUUCAACCACCGUGUUCCACUGGAUUUCGAUCAGGGGGUGGUUGAUCACCCGGUCGGCGAGAACCUUGCUGGCUCGGAAGGUGUCCCGUCGGUGGACCAGCGUGACCUUCUUCGAGGUUCGCGCCAGCACCAGAGCGUCUUCCAUGGCGGUGUCUCCUCCCCCCACGACCACGACGUGGCGGCCGGAAAACAAAAAUCCGUCGCAGGUGGCACAGGACGAGACGCCUCCCCCGCGCAGCUCGUGUUCCCCGGGAAUUCCUAGCCACUUGCUGUCGGCUCCGGUGGCAAUGAUGACCGAAUGGGCCUCGAUGGCGCCCGUCGAGUUUCCGUAGACCUUGAGAGGCCGGGACGAGGUGUCGAUUCGCGUGACAAAGUCGUCCUCGAUCUUGGCCCCGAACUUGAUGGCCUGGGAGCGCAUGGCGGCAAUGACGGCGGGACCCGUGAAGUUGGCCAGGCCGGGGUAGUUCUCGACGUCGACUCCCUUGCCCUGGAGCUGUCCCCCCAUGGCCGGCGCAAUGAUGAGCGGGGUCAGGCCCGCACGUGCGGCAUAAAUAGCCGAGGACAUGCCGGCGGGACCACCUCCGAUCACAAUGACCUUCUCGGGGAAGGAACCGCGGAUCCAUCGGCUGGCAUUGUCCUCCAGGGAGUCCUCUUCCUCGAUGUCUUCUCCCUCGACCUCCUCGUCCCGGGCCUCGUCCUCUCGUUUUUCCAAUUCGGCAAGCAAUUGUUCCUUCGUAGCCAGGUGUAGGUUCGGAGUAUUGCUCUUCGAUCUAGGCUGCGCCUUUUGGUUGUUUGUGGGUGUGUCGGUCGGGGAUCCUUUCUCGUCGCCCUCCGUCUUCUUUGGCUUGGGCACGAAGAGUUUCUGGGUUUCCGGCCGUUUCUUAUACUUUUUCUUCAGUUUGUAGGCCAGUGUGUUGGCGAUGGAUCCCUGGCAGAAUUCUUUUCGGCCCUUGCAUUUGUUAUAGACCGCCUCGAUGUCUUCGUCGGUCUUGCUGGGAUCCAUUUCCGCGUAGAAGGCUUUGAGGUCGUCGAGCAACAGCUUGGUGUUUUCGGUCUCGGCCUGUCGGACGGCCUUGUUGGUGUACUGUCUCAGUGCGGCCUCGCCGAUGCCUCCCUUCUCGUCCUGCACCUUUCGUCCGCCGACAAACCAGUAAAAGGUUGGAAGAGAUCGCACCUGGUACCGAGCAGACAGCUCGUGCUGCAUGUUGGUGUCCACCUUGACAAAGACGGCUCGGUCCUCGAAUUCCUUGGCGACCUUCUUGUAAAUCGGGGCCAUCAUCCGGCAGGGACCGCAGCCAUCGGAAUAAAAAUCAACGACCACG